Molecule: messenger RNA, 843 nt
Organism: Aureobasidium melanogenum CBS 110374
Lineage: Eukaryota; Fungi; Ascomycota; Dothideomycetes; Dothideales; Saccotheciaceae
Exons: 1
Coding region: 1-843 (280 amino acids)
Molecular function (GO): lyase activity
Source: RefSeq, a predicted model, not a curated record
AUGAGCUACGUCGCCUCACCCGAGGAGAUCUCAGUCUUCUCCAAAUGGUCCUCUAAGCCUGAGUUCUCACAGGAAGGCAUCGCUGUCGAAUUUCGCACGACAGAAGAAUUUGUCAAGAGCGUCCUCCCACCCGGAUUUGAGCCUGCUGCUGAGCCCAAAGGCAGCAUCCUCCUGAGCAGCAUGGAAAGCAAACUUUGCGGUGAAUUUGACUGUACACUGGUUACUAUCGAUGCUAUCUUCAAGGGGAUCACAGGCAAAUACUGUCUCGAGAUGCUCAUCUCUGGAGAUACGCCUGUCACAUGGGGUCGUGAAGUGUGGGGUGAGACUAAAAAGACCGGUAUCACUCGCCUCUACCGCUCUGGCAAUCAUCGCUACGCAUACGCAGAGCGGAAUGGGGUACGACUCAUUGAGAUUGAGGGAGAGUUCGGCGAUGAUCUACCUGAGGAGGUUCUGAAGGGUCACCAGUUCGAGAUCAAGGCCUACCCGAACUUGAAGGGCACCGGCAUGCAAUGGGAGCCGAUUGUUGACACUCUCGAAGUCACUGAACAUAAGACGCGCCAAUCACUCGGCAAGGGAUCAGUCACAAUGCGUGUAACCACAGCCAAUCCACUGCACACCAUCCCCAUCAAGUCUGUCGGACAGCUGGAGUACGUUUCGGGCUUGGCAGAACAUACGGUCGUUGGGGAGGACGAGCUUGGUGCUGGACACUCCUACCUUCCGUAUCUCAUUGGGCGUCAUUACGAUGAUCUGCGUGAGUUCAAGGUCGGAUUGCAAUGGAUAAGCCAGCGUUUGGCCGCAAAGGAACGUGAGAUGGUUGUCGAACGUCAUUUUGCUUCAGCUUAA